Molecule: messenger RNA, 1647 nt
Organism: Monopterus albus (swamp eel)
Lineage: Eukaryota; Metazoa; Chordata; Actinopteri; Synbranchiformes; Synbranchidae
Gene: cbll1
Product: Cbl proto-oncogene-like 1, E3 ubiquitin protein ligase
Biological process (GO): protein ubiquitination; regulation of cell adhesion
Molecular function (GO): ubiquitin protein ligase activity
Source: RefSeq, a predicted model, not a curated record
AACAAACAAUCACACUCCCUUAUGGUAGCAUUCAUAUCCCUUAUUGUGUCUUGUCUUCGUCCGUCCCACAAUGCAUUGCGUUCCUUCGUUGGAUCAUGGACCAAAGCGACAAUGAUCUCCAAGGAAGCGACGGCUCUGGGAGUUUGGGUGGCCCAGAUGUUCGAAGACGAAUCCCAAUCAAACUCAUAUCCAAACAGCCCAUAAGGAGCAAACCUCAGCCCCGCACCCAGAGGCCCAGCAGCAGGCCAUGUAAAAAUGAGCCCGGAGAUGAUGAUAACUUUGGCUUCAAGCAAGAAGAAAGGUUUGAUUGUGGUGCUAAAGCUGGUGAUGUGUUUGCAAAUCAGAGGAGAUUUCCGCAGCCACUGUUUUGGGACUAUAAGUUAAACCUGAUUGGAGAAAGAGAUGAAAUACCAAUUCACUUCUGUGACAAAUGUGGCCUCCCUAUCCAGCUGUAUGGACGGAUGAUCCCCUGCAAACAUGUUUUCUGUUAUGACUGUGCUUUGCUUCAUGAGAAGAAAGGGGAGAAGAUGUGCCCAGGCCUCACCCUUUACAACUGCACAGAUCCGGUGCAGCGCAUCGAGCAGUGCCAGCGUGGUUCCCUCUACAUGUGCAGUGUUGUUCCAGGAUGCAAGCGCACAUACCUGUCCCAGCGUGACCUGCAAGCCCAUGUCAACCAUCGCCAUUUGAGGGCAGCCAAGAAUUCCGCUGGCCGCCAGGAGCCUGUGCACCUACCCCCUUCAUCUGAGGUCCCUGAUCGCUUCCGUGUGCCUCCACCUCACUUACCCAAGAACCAUGUACACCUCCCAAACCCACUCCAACAUGGCAGUCACGACCCUUACAGUCAGCCACCACCUACCACUCAUGAAGGCCCACCUCCAGCCUCUGCUCUGGGUCCUGAGACAUUUCGUAUUGCUACGGUAACAACUCGCAAACACAGCAAUCUCAUCACUGUGCCUAUUCAAGAUGACUCGUCAUCUUCUGCUCGCGAGCCCCUUCCUGGUGGGCCAGGCCCUGGGCAGCCCCCACACCACCACCCUGGGGACUAUCCUGGCCAGCCACCUGUUGUGUCCCACUCUCACCACAUGAUGGGGCCACCACAGCAGCACUUUGGCCCCCCACCUCCCCCUCCUCCUCCUAUCAGCCACCCAAUGCAGCAUCCUCCCCAAGCCUCUGGGACACCACAUAUGGUGUACAACCAGGCCCCACCUCCUCCCAUGUCCACAGCUCCACCACCAGGGCAUAUCAUGGGCCAGAUGCCUCCCUAUAUGAACCACCCACCCCCAGGACCGCCCCCACACCACAGCAAUGCCCCCCCACCUCAUCAUUAUAACCCCAACACCAUGCAGCAGUUCCCUGAAGAUCAGGGCACCCUCAGUCCCCCAUUCAGUCAGCCAGGAGGGCUCAGUCCUGGGAUGUGGCCUGCUCCAAGAGGGCCCCCACCUCCACGAAUGCAGGGCCCUCCUCCCCAGGGCCAAAUGCCUGGACCACAUCACCCAGAUCAGGGCCGCUACCGGCCUUAUUAUCAGUAAACCGCUAAUGGGCAACAGUGUGUGUUGUUCUGUUCUAUACCACUUGUCUGAAUAAUGUGAGAGUAAACCUCAGGGUUACAGGACGUAGGACUUUCAUUUUGAUAAUACUGCCCAAAAG